CACACAUACACACACACAAAUCCCCCGAUACGUCCAUCGAGAAAAGCCCGCGCACUUCGCCCGAAUAUACGUGUUGAAUCGGAGCGAAAACGUGGAACGAGAGAGUGAAAGAGAAAGAGAGAGAGAGAGAGAGAGAGAAGGAGAGGGGGGAAGGGGAGAGACGAGUGUGCCGCUCCUUUCACGCAGUGGAAAAUCGCGGGCGGAAACACGUGCAAUAUAACGACGCUUCGGAGAUCCCCGGAGGCGCGCGGACGCGCGACGAAUUAAACACACGCUCGUGCCGUCCUGCGCCGUGAUCGCGUCGCCGUCCGUCUCUUCUACACGCGCUUCGUGUGUAACGCAGUGUGUUAAAAGGCAUCGAGGCACUCUCUCCCGCGAAUCGACGACGAGGUGAAAGGAUAUAUAAAGGAAACGAGUUAAAAAGAAGAGAAGAAAAGGAAGAGAGAAAAUAUAGUUCGUUCUUUUGUUCCAAGAGGGAGAAAGUUUAACGAGCGACUCGUCACCAAUGGUUCACAUAGUGGAAGUUGUAUCGUCGCGUCGGAACGACUUGCAGCAAAUGAUGAACCGUCCUAUUCAAGUCAAGCCGGCGGACAGUGAAAACCGCGGAGAGUGCAUGAUGGACGACGGGAGCACCAGUGCCAUCUUCUGGAAGUAGGAGGCACCGGUGGCGGCCGCUGAAGACAGAAAGCUGUUCGUGGGAAUGCUCAGCAAGCAACAAACAGAAGACGAUGUCAGACAGUUGUUCACUGCCUUUGGCACAAUAGAGGAGUGUACCAUCCUCCGAGGACCUGACGGCAGUAGCAGAGGCUGUGCAUUCGUAAAACUUUCAUCGCAUCAAGAAGCGCUAGCGGCGAUCAAUACCUUACACGGUAGCCAAACUAUGCCGGGUGCGUCAUCCAGCUUAGUGGUAAAGUUCGCAGAUACUGAGAAAGAGAGACAACUAAGACGCAUGCAGCAAAUGGCCGGGAACAUGAGCCUCCUUAACCCUUUCAACGUCUUCAAUCAGUUCGGCGCUUACGGCGCUUACGCUCAGCAGCAAGCAGCUCUGAUGGCCGCAGCAACAGCACAGGGGACGUAUAUCAAUCCAAUGGCAGCAUUGGCACACGUUGGCGCCGGCCAACUGCCGCACGCGUUGAACGGCAUGCCAAACCCUGUUGUUCCACCGACUUCCGGUUUGCUCGUAGGUACCGGUACAGGGCAGCCUGUUAACGGGGCGAUACCGUCGUUACCGUCGCCAACGAUGCCCAAUUUCAACAUGGCUGCACAAACACCGAAUGGUCAACCAGCAGGUUCGGAUCCUGGUGUCUACACCAACGGGAUACCGCAGACCUAUCCGGGACAUGCCCUCCAUCUGUCCAUUCCAGCACAAGGGCUGCCUAAUGGGGAGGCGGCACUCCAGCAUGCCGCCGCGUAUCCUGGAAUGCAACCCUACCCCGGUGUCGCUUAUCCCGCCGUCUACGGCCAGUUUCCUCAAGCUAUUCCUCAGCCGAUGACCGCUGUGGCACCCACGCAGAGGGAAGGAUGCUCUAUCUCAGGACCCGAAGGCUGCAACCUGUUCAUCUACCACCUGCCUCAAGAGUUCGGUGACGGUGAGCUCAUGCAGAUGUUCAUCCCCUUUGGCAACGUCAUAUCCUCCAAGGUUUUCAUCGAUCGGGCCACCAACCAGAGCAAAUGCUUCGGUUUCGUGUCGUUCGACAAUCCAGCGAGUGCGCAGACAGCAAUUCAAGCGAUGAAUGGCUUCCAGAUAGGGAUGAAGCGUUUAAAAGUCCAGUUAAAGAGGCCCAAGGACGCAAGCCGGCCAUACUAACCAAAGUCCUAGCUUAGAGAAACUGGACGAUACGCACCCUACAUCAUAACCCACAGAAUGUCGUACAAGAACACGGGCUUAUUGAACGCUCGACGAUCAGAAGUGAUGAGUUUGAAUCACCGUUACAACGCUCUCCACUAUAAUAAUCUAGUAUACUAGUUAGAUAAAUUAAUUAGAGGAUAACAAUUAGAAGUCAGUAGAUUGACUUCGCCGGCAGCCACGCGGCGAGGACGAAGAGGCUGAUAACGCUAAUGAGAACACAUUGGAUGUCCAGCGCUGAACCCAGUCAGUCCGAGAGAAAGGCGAAAAGAAAAGAAAAGAAAAGAAAAGAAAAGAAAAGAAAGAAAGAAAGAAAGAAAGAAAGGAAAACGCGAGAAUAGGAUUCACGCUUCGAACAAAACGAACACUCUCGGAUGCUCGGAUACGAUUAAUCCUUUUACUAAACAAAACAAAAGAAAAAAACAAAAAAAAAAAAAGAACGGAACACGCGUCGAUCUUUCUCAUCCUCUUCUUUUUAUUUUCCUACAUCUUAUUAUAUUUUAUACAUAGUUUUCCGUUCUUCACUCUCGAUCCCUACUGCCAAACGAGAACCCGUAUCGGAAUAACGGAGCAAAAAAAAAAAAAAAAAAUAAUAAAAUCUUUCGAUACGCGUUUCUUCUCGACGACGACGUCGUCGUCCUCAUCGUCGUCGUCGUCGUCGUCGUCGUCGUCGUCGUCCUAGUAACGAGUUUUAUCAUCCGAUCAUCCGGGACAAGUAGAAAUUAAACGGGAGCCUUUAAGAGCCUCUCGGCCAGGUUUUAUCGUUCCGACGACACGCUAACUCUUAAAUAGUUUGAUAAAUCACGUGAUGGGAAAAAACGUUCAAGUGCGGGCGACUUUCCAGGUAACGGUAAACCAAAGAAGAUACAAGAGAAGAUAUAAGAAGAAGAAGAAGAAGAAGAAGAAGAAGAAGAAGAGGGAGAAGAAGAAAGAAAAAAUAAAAAAAAAGAAAACUCUUAGUUCCUGACGAAGCGGCAUGGCGAUUGUAGCCGACCGACUGUUUAAAAAAAAAA
Messenger RNA from Apis dorsata (giant honeybee), 2859 nucleotides. It is a transcript of the gene bru3, whose product is annotated as CUGBP Elav-like family member 4. NCBI's taxonomy places the organism in Eukaryota, Metazoa, Arthropoda, Insecta, Hymenoptera, Apidae. The transcript is spliced from 13 exons. Gene Ontology annotation, biological process: regulation of alternative mRNA splicing, via spliceosome; mRNA splice site recognition. The record is from RefSeq and is a predicted model, not a curated record. The coding region runs from base 701 to 1807 and encodes 368 amino acids. Gene Ontology annotation, molecular function: mRNA binding. Gene Ontology annotation, cellular component: cytoplasm; ribonucleoprotein complex; nucleus.